Molecule: messenger RNA, 630 nt
Organism: Brassica napus (rape)
Lineage: Eukaryota; Viridiplantae; Streptophyta; Magnoliopsida; Brassicales; Brassicaceae
Exons: 1
Coding region: 1-630 (209 amino acids)
Source: RefSeq, a predicted model, not a curated record
AUGGUGGUCGAAACGCGACGAGGUAAGAGGAAGGAGAAUCCAACGGAGGAAGAGGCUCCGAGAGUGAAGUUUGCAAAGACGGGCUCCAGAGAAAAUGUGGAGAAGACAACGACGGAGGAGAGUGAAACGAGGGCGGUCGAGGUUGUUGAAUCGACGGCAAAGACGACGGAUGUCUCGAUGGAGAAGACGAAGACGACGGAUGUCUCGAUGGAGAAGACGAGAAAGGACUCGACUGAGAAUACGGCGGAGAUGACGGAGCCGUUUAAUGUGGUUGCAGAUGCUGCUCCGACGACACUGAACAAAGGUCCUGGAGAUGAAGAGAAUGAGGAAACCGCUUCUGGAGAUGAAGAGAAUGUGGAAACCGCUUCUGGAGAUGAAGAGAAUGAGGAAACCGCUUCUGGAGAUGAAGUGAAUGAGAAAACCGCUUCUGGAGAUGAAGUGAAUGAGGGUUCUGAAGAAGUACAAGAAAAACCAGAUGGAGAGAAGGAGAGUUCUAACGAGGACCAUGAAUAUUAUGAAGAAGAACCUUCAGAUGGAGAGAACGAAGUGAAUGCACGUUCGGAAGAAGAACAAGCAAAUGGAGAAGGAAUAAAGGAAGCAAACGAGAAUGGGAAUCCACCUGAACCUUAG